Molecule: messenger RNA, 1836 nt
Organism: Penicillium riverlandense
Lineage: Eukaryota; Fungi; Ascomycota; Eurotiomycetes; Eurotiales; Aspergillaceae
Exons: 6
Coding region: 1-1836 (611 amino acids)
Biological process (GO): amino acid transmembrane transport
Cellular component (GO): membrane
Molecular function (GO): amino acid transmembrane transporter activity
Source: RefSeq, a predicted model, not a curated record
AUGCCCAACACCAUGAGCCGCAUCAAUGAGACUGAGGACGCCCUCAGAGCGGCAGAUUUCUGUGAGCUCGUUAAAUGGGAGGCGAAGGCCCGGAUUGGAAGAUACGGUGUCAAAUAUUGCGAUGCGAGGUCUGAAACCUUCCUUGCGAGACGUCUGGAUGGCGGUUUUAAAUGUGGAAAUGAGCUCGGCAUCUUCCAGAGGGUGGUCAAAUUGCACCUCUCUGACCAUGUUGCGCAAGACAGUAUUGACACCGGUGGUUGCGUUGGGGAUGAAAACCACCGUCGACAUGUGUACUCCGAGAAUUCGCUCAUCGCUGCUCGUGAUUCGUCCAAAAGUUCGGGGAAUCGGUACUUGAUGAACGGGCACGGUGUGGCUUCACACUCAUCACGUAAGUGUCAGCACCAACCCCUGUCUGUCAAAAUCGAAGACAAUCUCGAGGCCACAAGGCAUGACAGCGUUCAUCACGAGGAUACGGAAAAAGGUAGAGUGGAAGAGCUCUCGAAAUCAGAGCAGCAGCAGAAAAAUGUGGGCAACUUGCAGCGCCGACUAAAAUCUCGACAUAUUCAGUUCUUGGCUCUUUCUGGGGCUAUUGGAACUGGUUUGUUUGUUGGCACCGGCCAGGUUCUGUCGCUGGCGGGACCGCUGUCCGCAGUGCUUGCCUAUCUCAUCACAGGCUUCAACCUCUACGCAGUUAUCAACAGCAUGGGAGAGAUGGCAACGUGGUUGCCCUUACCAGGUGCUGUACCUGUAUACGCUUCUCGGUUUGUUGAUGAAGCGCUAGGUUUUACGCUCGGCUGGAAUUAUUGGUACCAGUUCGCCAUUGGUGUUCCCAUUGAGAUCAGUGCAGCAGCUCUCGUUAUUGACUAUUGGCCCAAUGCAGUAUCCUCCGCAGUUUGGAUUACUGUCCUAUAUGUUGUCAUUUUUUUCGUCAAUAUCUUACCCGUUCGGGUCUAUGGGGAACUGGAAUUCUUCCUUGGUUCAAUCAAGCUCAUGACCAUAGUUGGCCUAAUGCUCCUCAUGCUUAUAAUUACACUCGGCGAAAGCCCCCGCCGCAAUGUCCCCAAGGCUGUACGUCGCGUUUUCUGGCGAAUCGCUAUCUUCUACGUCGGCAGUGUUUUCCUUAUUGGACUCUGUGUCUCUCCCUUUGUGAUCGCGAUUGAGAACGGCGGUAUUCACGUUUUACCGUCUAUAAUCAAUGCGGUCGUCCUUACGUCCGCCGUGUCAGCAGACAAUUCUUUCUUCUAUGCUUCCACAAGAAUUCUCUAUUCAACCGCACUUGAUGGAAAAGCACCGCGCUUCCUUCGUUACGAGAAAUUCGGAGUUCCAUAUGCUUGUGUGGCUAUUACCGGUGCCCUCAGCCUUCUCGUCUAUCUCAAUGUUUCAGCCAGCUCCGCCGAGGUUUUUUUUUGGAUUAGCAACCUCAGUUCAGUUAGCACCCUGAUUGUGUGGACAUCAAUUGCUGUGACAUAUAUUAGGUUUUACCGUGGAUUGCGGCACUAUGGAAUUUCCCGGGAUACCUUACCGUUCAAGGCACCCUUCCAGCCCUACAUGGCCUAUUUUGCUGUGAUUUUUCCCUCCACAGUGGCAUUCUUUAAUGGAUUUGACGCUUUUUUUCCGGGCCAUUUUAGUGCAAAGACAUUCGUUCCCCCUUACAUUGAUAUCCCGAUUUUUGUGAGCCUUUUCUUGGGAUACAAGGUGGUUAAAAAAACCAAACUGGUCGAAUUGGACGAUUUGGACCUAUGGUCGGGCAAAGAUGAAGCUGAUCGACUGGAGUCUAUAUGGGAAGAGCCCAAACCACGGAAUUUUAUUGAGCGAAUCUGGUUCUGGAUUGCUUGA